AUGGAGGUACACUUGCAUUGUGACAAUCAGGUAUUAACAGUAAAAGAUGUUCUGGACAUAGAGUACCAUAACAUGCUUGAACAGGCCAGAUCAUGGAUACAGCAAACUGCCCAAUCAUGCUCCACUGUGGUGGUUUUUAUGGCUACAGUGGUCUUUGCAACAGCCUACACUAUCUCGAGAGGCAGCGAGGGCAGCUCAUUGGUUUUCCUCAGUUCGUCAGUGUUCAUCUUCUUUACUGUUAUGGACAUUGUGGCAUUGGCCUUCUCCUUAGCUUCGGUGGUCAUGUUUCUUUCCAUCCUCACUUUUCCAUUUGAGCUAUGGGAUUUCCAUAAGUCUUUGCCAAAAACUGAAUGUAGGGUUUUCUUUUCUAUUAUUGGUGCUAACCACUAUGAUGCCUGCUUUUUGUGCAACAAUUUUACUGACAAUUAG
Molecule: messenger RNA, 429 nt
Organism: Prosopis cineraria
Lineage: Eukaryota; Viridiplantae; Streptophyta; Magnoliopsida; Fabales; Fabaceae
Exons: 1
Coding region: 1-429 (142 amino acids)
Source: RefSeq, a predicted model, not a curated record